Messenger RNA from Paracoccidioides lutzii Pb01, 546 nucleotides. RefSeq lists its product as hypothetical. The record is from RefSeq and is a predicted model, not a curated record. The transcript is spliced from 3 exons. Bases 1 to 546 code for a protein of 181 amino acids.
AUGUUCACAACUCAGGUUCACGAACACUGGAAUCUUGCACCACGGAAGAAGGGUGAAAGAAGCGUAGACGAUGCAGGCAGUUGGAAGAGUGAACGAAAACUGUUAAAUCGAACCGCAGAGGAUGGGCCCCAUGUGCUGCUAGUCGUACGAGAGGAGAGGAUUGGUGCAGCGCAACGCAGGGGCCGCCAAUCAGAGCCGGGAGAGUUUCUGCUCGUUCGAUACAACCACGCCAAGCGACCGAUGAGAAAUGUCUCUGUAGCAGCCACCGAGCAGGAAGUCCAGUGGAGGCGACAGAGAGGCAGACAAGAGGGGGAGUCUGCCACACAAAACGAAGAUGAGAGAAGGAGAUGGAGACGAAAUGGGAUGAGGUAUAAGUUGGAAAAACGUGACCCGUGGUAUAAUGUCUGGUAUUACCCACUAUCACAGCUGCAUACGGCCCGUACAUAUACGGGCCAUUCAAUGGGUGGUAUUUGUAAUACCAUACGGAUUACGAUCAAAAAUAUGUUACAACGUAAUCCGUAUGCCCUGCCCACCAAUUCGCGGUAA